Molecule: messenger RNA, 1200 nt
Organism: Cladophialophora psammophila CBS 110553
Lineage: Eukaryota; Fungi; Ascomycota; Eurotiomycetes; Chaetothyriales; Herpotrichiellaceae
Product: pre-rRNA-processing protein TSR3
Exons: 2
Coding region: 1-1200 (399 amino acids)
Biological process (GO): maturation of SSU-rRNA
Molecular function (GO): rRNA small subunit aminocarboxypropyltransferase activity
Source: RefSeq, a predicted model, not a curated record
AUGGUACGCCAUAAGAAAGACGGGUCCUCUUCCAAGGCCAAAAAGUUCUCUACCAAAUCGCGGCAUACGCCUCGCUCAACCCGAGAGCCGCGAGAAGGUGGCGAGGAUGAAGCUGUUUCUGAACGCCCGCCUUUCAAAGCAGCAUGCUGGGAUUUCGGUCAUUGCGACUCAAAGCGCUGUAGUGGUAAGAGACUCAUGCAUUUUGGUAUGAUGCGAGAGUUAGCCGUGGGUCAGAAAUUUCCCGGUGUAGUCAUCUCUCCCAACGCGAAACAGAUCUUAUCACCCGCAGACCGAGAAUUACUUGAACAGCACGGCGCCGCCGUGGUCGAGUGUUCAUGGGUCAGAUUACAGGAAGUUCCAUUUUCACGGAUAGGAGGGAAAUGCGAACGGCUUCUGCCCUAUCUUGUCGCCGCCAAUCCCGUCAACUAUGGGAGGCCGUGGAGAUUGAACUGCGUCGAAGCCCUUGCCGCAUGCUUUUGCAUUUGCGGUCACGACGACUGGGCCGAGAUCAUUUUGCAGCACUUUCCCUACGGUAAGCCGUUUCUCGAAAUUAACUCCCAGCUCUUCAAACGAUACGCCGCAUGUCAGAAUGAAGAUGAUAUCAAGAAGGCCGAAGAAAAAUGGCUCGCCAAGCUAGAGAAAGAGUAUGCAGACAGUCGACUCAACAAAGACGCUGCUGGAGGGGAAGACGACUGGGCUGGCGGGAAUAUGAAUAGGAGGGAGGUCUUUGAAUCCGACGAUGAAGAUGCUGAACAAGGUGAAGACACGGAUUCAAAUGCAGAUGAUGAGCACGGCCCUCUGCACCAAGGCGUAUCAUUGGAAUUGCCCCCUGAUGAGGAAGAUGAGGACGAAGAGGCCGAGAUGGCCGAGAUCCGCCGAAAAAUCCUGGCCUCCAAGCCAUUCACGGACAGCUUCCCCGCAGAACCACCAAAGAACGAUGUCCAGCAGUCAAACAACAAGGAAAUCGGUAACAGAAAGACCAAAAUGACACUUACUCCGACAGAACAGCCACAGCAGCUGGUUGAUUCGGACGCAGAAUCAGGGUCGGUCGAGGAAGACUACGACGACUUUGACCAGAUUGCGAAUGCGACGCCAGUGACUGACCGCACGGGGAUAGUUGCGCGCGAAAGGCAGAAGAAGCUCGAACAGGCAAGCGCAUCAUUUUCACGCACGCAGCUCUCGGCACCAAAAAGGUGGUAA